Lichtheimia ornata is the source of this 2331-nucleotide messenger RNA. RefSeq lists its product as uncharacterized. The transcript has 13 exons. Gene Ontology annotation, molecular function: GTPase activity; GTP binding. Gene Ontology annotation, biological process: endoplasmic reticulum membrane fusion. The record is from RefSeq and is a predicted model, not a curated record. Lineage: Eukaryota; Fungi; Mucoromycota; Mucoromycetes; Mucorales; Lichtheimiaceae. Gene Ontology annotation, cellular component: endoplasmic reticulum. Bases 1 to 2331 code for a protein of 776 amino acids.
AUGAGCAACGACACACCGGCAGAAUCGGCUCAAAAUGGAACUGCCUCGCCUAUCAAGAGUUGGGAUGAAGACACGGGCAACAUUCCUCGACUUCAAAUUGUGGAUGAAAACCAAAAGUUCACUGAGACACUGCCAAGUUACAUGAACAAAUGGUCUCUUGCGGAUGCUGGUUUCCAAUACAAUGUCGUCGCCGUCUUUGGUUCACAGAGUACAGGCAAAAGUACAUUGUUGAAUCGACUUUUUGGUACUUCGUUUGAUGUCAUGGAUGAGAACCAACGUAGUCAAACUACCAAGGGUAUCUGGAUGUCUCGGGGUCGUGGUAUGCAUGUGCUCGUGAUGGAUGUCGAGGGUACCGAUGGUCGUGAACGUGGCGAGGAUCAAGACUUUGAACGCAAAUCAGCUCUCUUCUCAAUGGCUACCAGUGAAGUCAUCAUUCUCAACUUGUGGGAGCAUCAAGUCGGUCUUUAUCAAGGUGCCAACAUGGGCUUACUCAAGACUGUCUUUGAAGUCAAUUUACAACUCUUCCAGAACCAGAAAAACAAGGAAAAGACAUUGAUCCUUAUCGUCAUUCGUGAUCAUGUUGGUGCUACUCCUCUCGAGAACUUGGCAAAGACGCUACAAGCUGAUUUGGAAAAGAUCUGGGCAGGAUUAUCCAAGCCCGAAGGUCUCGAAGAUUGCAAGAUUCAUGAUUAUUUCGACUUCAUGUUUACCGGCUUGCCACACAAGAUCUUGUUGCCCGAAAAGUUUGAUGAAGAGGUGGCUGUUCUUCGACACAGAUUCAAUGAUCCAAAGGAUCCCAACUAUGUCUUCCGCCCACAAUAUCACAAGCGUAUUCCUGCUGAUGGCUAUCACAUGUAUGCAUCUGGCAUUUGGGAUAAGAUUCUUUCCAACAAGGAUCUUGAUCUUCCUACCCAGCAAGAACUUUUGGCACAGUAUCGAUGUGAUGAAAUCUCAAAUGCGGCAGUGGAAAUCUUUAUGCAGCGGAUAGCUCCUUUCAAGAACCCCAUCCUCGAAAAGGCACAGACCAUCCCCGACCUAGGAAAGCAAAUGGAUGAAAUCCGAACAGAAGCAAUGCAAUCUUUUGACAAGAACGCAUCAAGAUACCACAAGGACGUUUAUGAAAAGAAGAGGAAGGACAUGCUUGAAAAGCUCAACACCCAACUCAAUGUCUUUUUCGUUGGCCAACUCAAGAACUUGCACAAAAAGGCUAGCAUCAUGUUUGAAGAGAAUCUCAAGGCCGAGCUCAAGAAACCUGGAUACAACUUUGCCACUGCCGUGGAUUCUUGUCUCAAGGAAGCUGAUGCUUUCUUCUUGGAUGGUGCUAAAGCUAUUGUGUUGCCUGAUACUGAUUGGUCUUAUGAUCAUGAGCACAACCAAUUGGAGGAAGACUUUGCAAAGAUCUCUGCCCAAGCACGCGCUGAUGAAUUCAGAAAGAUGAGCAAGGCGUUGUCGAAACAAGUCGAGAAUGAGCUCUCUGAUCCCGUGUCCUUGGCACUCAACAACCCCAAGGAUGACACCUGGCACAAUAUUAUUCAAGCAUAUCAAUCUACGGUAGAGCAUGGUCAAAAGACAUUGGUGGAGAAGGCCAAAAGUUUCAAUUCAUCCGAUGAAGAAUUGCAAGAGUCGAUCCUUGGUUUGAAGCGUCAAGCAUGGCUCGUUUUACGUAAAAAGGUGGAUGAAGAGCUUGCAGACAACAUGCUUCUUUUGAAAUUGCGUUCAAGAUUUGAAGAGAAAUUCCGUUAUGAUGAACAUGGGCUUCCCCGUGUCUGGAAGCCAACCGAUGACAUUGACAGCUACUUUCGCCGUGCACGAGAUGACGCUAUCACUCUGAUACCAUUGUUUGCCAAGAUUGACCUCAAGGAUGAUGAGGACUUUGAAAUUGAGUCGGAUGAGGAUUUCGAUUUCAAGCAUUCGUUGAUUGUGUUGACUGAAGCCAAGCAGAUUGAUAUCACCAACCGCUUCAAGCGUGAAUCGGAUGCAUUUUAUCUCGAAGCUAAGCGGUCGAUUGUUGCCACCACCGCCAAGAUACCCUCGUGGCUUUUGGUUGUCAUGAUUGCCCUCGGUUGGAAUGAAUUCAUGACCAUCAUCAAGAGUCCUCUCUACCUGGUGCUAUUUGUCAUGUGCAUCUCCUUUGGCUAUGUCAUUUAUGCUCUCAAUCUAUGGGGUCCUUUAGAACGCAUCCUGACAACUGUGUUUGGUGAAGCAACCAAGAUUGCCAAGGAAUACGCUAUCGAAGGCAUGGAUCGAAUGCGAGAACAGCAACAACAGCAUCAAUCACCACAGCAGCAGAAGGAUACUGUAGAAAUGAAGGCAUUUAACAAGGAUGAAUAA